Messenger RNA from Paramacrobiotus metropolitanus, 2849 nucleotides. Its product is annotated as ubiquitin carboxyl-terminal hydrolase 5-like. Gene Ontology annotation, biological process: protein deubiquitination. The coding region runs from base 252 to 2720 and encodes 822 amino acids. The transcript is spliced from 19 exons. Gene Ontology annotation, molecular function: protein binding; zinc ion binding; cysteine-type deubiquitinase activity. Lineage: Eukaryota; Metazoa; Tardigrada; Eutardigrada; Parachela; Macrobiotidae. The record is from RefSeq and is a predicted model, not a curated record.
ACUGUGUGUGGCAUUUCGAUUUUUAAAAUUUUAAUAAAGUUUCAUCUUUAUUAUUUCCGAUUGACUCUCUUUCUCAGCUUUUGACGCUUGUUUUCUUUGCGAACAGAUAAUUGUCCUGUGACCUCUUUGAAAAUUUAUUUUCACCUGGAGAAAUUGUAUUAGUAAGCCCGAGCUGGUUCCUUGUGCUAUAAAAACGCGGUUGAUUCGAUAAGUUCAUAGCAGUUGGAACGGUAGAAGGACCUGCUUGAACCAUGUCUCGCAAGGGAGAAGGAGACACGGAAGCCAUUUUGUUGAACAACAUUCAUGCAGGAAAGAUUCGCGUUCCACGUGCCAAUGAUCGAGUUUAUAAGGAUGAAUGUGUGUAUUCGUUCGAUACUCCGGAAUCGGAAACAGGCCUGUACGUAUGUCUAAAUACAUUCCUGGGUUUCGGCCGCCAGCAUGUGGAGAAGCAUUAUGCGAAAACGGAGAACUCGGUGUUUCUGCACAUCAAGCGAACCAAAAAGCCAGUGCGUAAUCCCGUUCUGGUGCCUCAAAGUAAGGUGGAUGCGGAUGGGAAUCAGCAACCGAAACGUUUGGCCAUUGGGCUGGAAGGAGGCUUUGGUCUGGGCGAGCCGAAGUAUGACAUCGAAGAACAGUUCAGCUUGGUUAUUCUCCCCGAUUUUCUGACGAUUCCCUUGCCUACUAAUGAUCUACCGAUUGUGGUACAGCAGUCCAUCAGCGGAGUCCAAAACUGCGACUCUGCACGGAAAGUUGAGGAAAUGAAGCCGUGGGAUGGAGAGCAGCGUUUUAUCAGCAAGCAUGCUUUCGAACUUGUGCAACUAAAUCACGGUAUCAAAGUGCCUCCAUCGGGCUGGAAAUGCGAAAAGUGCGACCUCAAGGACAAUCUGUGGAUGAAUUUGACCGACGGGCGGAUAUUUUGUGGACGAAAAUUUUUCGACGGCACCGGUGGGAAUAACCACGCCAUUGAGCACUACAACGCAACGAAAUACCCACUGGCUGUGAAGUUGGGAACGAUCACGCCUACAGGAGGAGACGUGUAUUCUUACGACGAAGACGAUAUGGUUAUCGAUCCUCUUUUGGCUGAACAUUUGGCCCACUUCGGAAUCGACGUGCAACAAGCGGAAAAGACGGAGAAGUCGAUGGCAGAGUUGGAAUUGGAUCUUAAUCAGCGGUAUGAUGAGUGGUCGGUGCUGCAGGAAGCCGACUGCAAACUGCAACCAGUGUUCGGUCCGGGAUUUACGGGCAUGAUCAACCUGGGCAAUAGUUGCUACAUGAAUUCUGUGAUGCAAAUGAUCUUCGUUAUUCCUGAAUUCAAGCAGAGGUACUUCUAUGGAGCGGAGGACAUUUUCAGCAAACGAUUGUCUGUGCCUCCACCGGAUGAUUUCAAUACUCAGAUGGCGAAAGUGGCAGUUGGUUUAUGGUCGGGGCACUAUUCCAAGCCACCACCUGAGGCACCUCGCGAAAACGAGCUGCCCAUUGCUCAGGGUAUACGACCGCACAUGUUCAAAACUUUGGUCGGAAAAGAUCAUCAGGAAUUCAGCACAAAACGCCAACAAGAUUCUGAAGAGUAUUUUCGGCAUUUGCUUACGAUGAUAGAGCGUAAUAAUCGAACUGGGAGCCCAUCGGAAUGCUUUUCAUUUAAACUGGAAGAACGCUUCCAGUGCCUACAGAGUAACAAAGUGCGCUACGUAUCGCGAUCGGAUUACGUUUGGGCCGUGCCCAUUCCGAUGGAAAUGGCGAUGAAUAAACAUGAACUAGCCGCAUUUGAAGAGCGCAAAGCAGCAGCCGCGGCAUCUGGAACAAAGCCCUCCGCUACAGAAAUUGUCCGUCCGAUGCUGAGCUUUUCAAGCUGCGUUCAGGCUUUUGCAGCGACGGAAGAACUAGAGGAUUUUUACAGCAGUGCCAUGAUGGCGAAAACCAAAGCGGCAAAAUGCACUCGCUUCGCCACUUUUCCUGACUUUUUACUUGUUCAGCUCAAAAAGUUUACUGUUGGGGAUGACUGGAUACCGAAAAAACUGGAUGUAUUGGUGGAUAUGCCAUUGACUCUCGAUAUUGGCUACUUACGUGGAUAUGGUAAAAAGCCGGACGAAGAACUGCUUCCAGAGGAAAAUCAGCCGGCUGUGUCCGCCCCUGUAGUGCGAAUUGACGAGGCCAUGGUCCAACAGCUAAUGGAAAUGGGAUUUUCGCGAGAAGGCUCUCUACGCGGAGCGUACAGCACCGGAAGCACCAGUGUGGAAAAUGCAAUGAACUGGAUCGUGGAACACAUGACUGAUCCAGAUUUCAACAGUCCAUUUGUGAUACCGGGAUCUAAGAAAGAAAUUACAAUAUCCGAGGACAACAUUGCCAGUAUCAUGACCAUGGGGUUCACCAGAGCUCAGUCAAUUCGUGCCUUGCAGAACACCGAUAACAAUAUCGAACGGGCAGUCGACUGGAUAUUCAGCCACGCAGACGAUCUUGAACAGCACGAUAAUACGACGAACAGCACAAGUGCCUCAUCUGCUACACCUAAGGACGGUCCCGCUUGCCGUGAUGGCCCCGGCGCCUACCGCCUUCGUGCCUUCAUUAGCCACAUGGGUAAUUCUACAUCAAGUGGCCAUUAUGUGAUUCAUAUUUUGAAAGACGAUCGGUGGGUCAUCUACAAUGAUGAAAAGGUUGCUCUUUCGGAAAAGCCUCCAAAAGAUCUGGGUUAUUUGUACCUUUACGAGCGCGUGAAAUGCUGAGUAAAUUGAAUUCACUUUCGCUGUUUGCUUCGUUUUUUGCUAAACAUCUUUUGUAUUAAUUUCUAACUUUUGAUUCGUUGGGUUAAAAAGUUCCGGGUCUGCAUAAGAAAUAUAAAACCAGUCAUUGAA